UCUGGAGAGAAUCUAACCAUGAGGCUGCGAUCCUUGUCAUUUAAAGCAUUGCUCAGACAGGAAAUGGGAUAUUAUGAUGACCAUAAGAAUGCUGUUGGUGUACUACUUACAAGGCUUGCAACAGAUGCUUCUCAGAUUAAAGGAGCUACUGGGAGCCGACUGGGAUUACUCACAAUGACAGUGUGCACUCUGCUUGCCGCAAUCCUCAUUGCUUUUGUACAUGGCUGGCAGCUGACACUGCUUAUCUUGGCCUGUAUUCCAUUCUUGAUUGGAGCCAACAUCAUUAGGCUGAAGUCUAUAGCAGGACACGCAUCCAAAGAUCAAAAGGCCUUGGAAGAAGCUGGGAGAAUAUCAACCGAAGCUGUGGAAAACAUCCGGACAUUGGUGUCACUAACAAAAGAAGAUGCUUUUUAUGAAAAUUAUAAUGACAGUUUACAAAGACCAUACAGAGAUUCUCUUAAGAAAGCUCCUCUCUAUGGAAUAACCUAUGCCAUUGCACAGUCCAUCAAUUACUUUGUGAAUGCAGCAGUUUUCAGAUUCGGGGCCUGGCUCAUAGCACACUGCUACAUGCAUUUUGAAAAUGUUUUUAUAGUGUUUUCAGCUAUUAUGUUUGCAGCUGUGAGUGUGGGGCAAUCAAAUUCUUUUGCACCAGAUUUUGGAAAAGCAAAGGCAUCAGCUCAACGUAUUUUUCAGCUUCUGGACAGAAAACCAGCUAUAGACAGCUACAGUGAAGAAGGAAAUACUUUGGACGAGCUGGAGGGAAAUCUUGCAUUUGACAACAUUAGAUUUGUAUAUCCAACAAGACCAAAUGUUCAAGUUCUUCAAGGACUCAGUAUUAAAGUGUCUAAAGGCCAGACACUGGCAUUAGUGGGGAGCAGUGGCUGUGGAAAAAGUACUUUGAUUCAGCUACUGGAGAGGUUUUAUGACCCUGGAGAAGGACAAGUGGUUGUCGAUGGAACUGAUACUAAAUCACUUAAUUUGAAGUGGCUGAGGUCUCAGCUUGGUAUAGUGCUACAGGAGCCAGUCCUCUUUGACUUCUCCAUCCGUGAGAAUAUCCAAUAUGGAGACAAUAGUAGACUUGUUUCCCCAGGAGGAGGUUGAAGAAGCAGCCAAAGCAGCCAACAUUCACACUUUCAUUGAGAGCCUACCAGAAGGGUAUAACACACGUGUUGGCGAUAAGGGAGCCCAGCUUUCAGGUGGACAAAAGCAGAGGAUUGCCAUUGCCCGUGCUCUUGUUCGCAAGCCUAAAAUCUUACUGCUGGAUGAAGCCACUUCUGCUCUUGACACUGAAAGUGAAAAGGUUGUACAAGCAAGCGCUGGAUGAUGCCAGGCAAGGGCGAACAUGCAUAGUGAUUGCUCACCGACUCACCACAGUGCAGAAUGCUGAUGUCAUCGCAGUGGUAAAGAAUGGGAAGGUGGUAGAACAAGGCACUCACACUCAACUGCUGAAUAAACAAGAAGAAUAUUAUGCCCUUGUGAACUCACAAAUCUCACAUAA
This is a messenger RNA of Staurois parvus, 1498 nucleotides long. The record is from the annotation of a GenBank genome assembly. NCBI's taxonomy places the organism in Eukaryota, Metazoa, Chordata, Amphibia, Anura, Ranidae.